CGGUAGUGUAGUGUAUGUAAUUCACUGCAUUGAUUCUGUGUGUCUGCUGCAUGUACGUACGUACGUCGCUGCAUGCGGCCGGGGGUCCGGCUCUGUCCUCUCUCUGCGGCACUCACUGACUGCAUCCAUGGUAGGAAUGGAAUGCACCUCCCUCCAUCAACCACGCAACCACGCACACAUGCAAGGCUUGGCGGAUCCAGGCAUCAACCAAUCGACUCAUCCAUACACACGUCCAUCAAUCCACGAGCAAAGAGGUCGGCGUGCCCUCUGCAAGGCAAGAGACAGACAGACGGUACACAUGGUCCAUCCACUGGAGUGGAUAUGUAUGUGUGUACAAGUGUGUGUGUGUAGAUGAAGGCGCCCCACCUUAUUGAUUGAUUCAUCCAUGUGCAGGCAGGCAGCAGGCAGGCUAGACGAGCGCUGGAGCCUCAUUCCUCGCGUUCAGAUCCACAAACUGACACACAAACACAGACAGACACACAGACAGACAGACAAACAGACAAACAGACAACAGAGACAGCCAAAACACGACACAUAGAUAGAUAGAUACAUCCAUCGACGGAUAGAUAGAUACAUGAAUGAAUGCAAUGCAAUGCAUGCAUGAGUCAGGCCUACGUGUGAGAAAGGCAUGAGUCCGAGUCUGGUUUGGAUCAUGAGGUCGGGGGCGGGGCCGGUGGGGACAGGACGGGGGAUCUUACGCGGCACCUUCACAGGCACGUGCACGUCCUUGAACACAGGAACCUUCACUCAACAAAGAUACAAACAGACAACCAAGGGAGGGAGGCAAUGCACACCAACAUCACACCACACCACUAGCUACCACACGGCCCGCCUGACUAGUUUGCUCACUGACUGACUGACUGACUGACCGGGACUUCGAUAGUCUUCUGAGCGACGGGAGCGCCAGUCAUGGGCACAAACACGGGCACCUCCUUAUACCUUGACAAAUAUUUAUUUACCCACAGAAGCGCACCACACAUUUGUGGCCACACAACCAACCCACGACACAAGCGGGGUGCCGUGCUGUGCUGUGCUGUGCUGUGGCCGUAAUUGAUCAUCGUGGGCAUUUAACCAAUCAUGGAUUUCCUUACUUUGGGACGAUCUUGGGGAUCUUGACGUGCUGGAUGAUAUCGCCCGGCCCCGGCUCGCCGCCCUGAACCACCUCAGGCUCCGGCAGCCCCCGCCUGCAUAGCAUACAUACAUCAUGCAUGACACACAACAGGACCCAACACAGUGGCAGCUCGGGUGUGUGUGUAAAUGUGUGAUUGAUGGAUUGCCUGGCUGAAUGAGUGAGUGUUUGAUUCCUCACUCAGCGGCUCCUUCAGUGGGUACGUGUCGGUACUGCGGGACGGGCUGGGGGACGGGCUUGGGGAUCUCCUUGUACUGAGGCACCGGAAUCUCAACGAUCUUCUCAACGUACUGAUGGAUGGAGAAAGGAGAGGAAGCAAAUGCACACGUACGUACGCCACACCACACCCAUACCAAUACAGCAAGCAAACCAACAUGGAUGGCAUCCGUUGGCUGGCUGUCUCUUUGUGUGCAUUGCAUUCGUGGAUCUGUCUGUCUGUCUGUCUUGCGUACACAUACAUACACAUGCGUUGCUUGGCCAUGUAUUUAUAUAUGUACAUCUGUGUAGGUGUGUAGGUGCCCCACCUGUAUUUGUGGGACCUCGACGAUCUUUUCGACGGGCACGUGUCGUGGGACGAUCUGUGGGACGGGAAUGUCCUUGUACACAUACUGCACCUCGGGCUGCGGCACCGGCUCCACCUUCUCCAACUGCACACACACACGCACACACACACACACACACACAGACAGCCACAAACCAUGCAGGCGAGGGAUGAGGAGAGACACGCGAGUGCAACUGCCUGUGCUGCCUGACAGCAGGCGGGGGCGGGGAGGGGCGUGAAUGCAAGCUUCUCCCUUCCUCCCUCCCUCCCUCCUGCCUUUCUUUCUUUCUUUCUUUCUUUCUUUCUUUGACCCUCGUCUGUCCCUGAAUCUCUCCCUCCAUGCCUCUAUCCGACGUCCGUCCGCGCGUCCGUUAGUGUGUGUGACGAUGUGUGUGUGUGUGUGUGUGUGUGUGGCUAUUACCUGUGGGUGGAUGAACUGUGGGACCUCGACAAUUUUCUCCUGUGUGAUGAUCUUGGGGACCUCGACGAUCCUCUCCUGGACCUCGAUCUUGGGCACAUGGAUGAUCUUCUCCUGCACGAUCGUCUGAGGCACCUCCUGGAACUUCUCGAUGUACUGAAUCUGAGGAACCUCCACUAUCUUCUCCUGCAGGGACGGACGCAUGGAUCAUACAAACACACACACACACGCAGAGACAUGCGUGUGCAUGCAUUGCAAGGCAGACAGGGCGAGAGGAAGCAGACAGGGGAGGAAGGCAUGCAAGGCAGUGGGCGCACACAGGACGGGACGCCCGACACGUCCAUGUCCGUCCAUGUGCCACACACACAUGUGCGUACGUACCUGCCUACGUACGCAUGCAUCCCUCCCUCCCUCCGUCCGUCCUCUGAUACCUGUAUUUGUAUCUUGGGUAUUUCGAUGAUGCGUUCCUGGACCUCCACUUUGGGGACAUGUACGAUUUUCUCCUGCACGACCUGCUGGGUCACCUCGACAAUCUUCUCGACAUAAUGCACCUGCGGCACCUCCACUAUCUUCUCCUCUACUAUGGGCUUGACAACCUCUAUCACACGCUCCUGCGGGCAGGCAGCAUACAUAAACCACACACACGCAUCCACACGAGCACAAAGCAAACCACACCAGAUAGAUAUAUGCAUGGGCAAGCAGGGAGACAGACAGACCGGCAUGGCAUGUGCAUUCACCAGCCACAGACAGACGACCCGACCCGCACGGAUGCAUGGUGCAAACGAACGAAGGCCCAGAGGGCCUCCCUGCGCUUAUAAGGUACCUACCUGCAGAAUGGGCUCGGCGGUGAAUUUCUCAGGAAUGGUAUACCUGCAGCAGCAACGAACCCCAUGCAAUGCAGCCAGCAUGCUCUCAGUCGGUUCUGUCUACUGCGGUGGGGAGUGGUGGUAAGGCGUACCUCGGGGGUGCCGGGCCGUCAGGCCCCUGAGGUCCUGUGGGCAUCAUCGUCGGCAAGGCGGCAAAGGAG
Molecule: messenger RNA, 3115 nt
Organism: Vitrella brassicaformis
Lineage: Eukaryota; Vitrellaceae
Source: the annotation of a GenBank genome assembly